Molecule: messenger RNA, 2829 nt
Organism: Cebus imitator (Panamanian white-faced capuchin)
Lineage: Eukaryota; Metazoa; Chordata; Mammalia; Primates; Cebidae
Gene: HNRNPLL
Product: heterogeneous nuclear ribonucleoprotein L like
Exons: 12
Coding region: 1148-2728 (526 amino acids)
Biological process (GO): regulation of RNA splicing; mRNA processing
Cellular component (GO): nucleus
Molecular function (GO): mRNA binding
Source: RefSeq, a predicted model, not a curated record
UUGGAUGAGAUUUUAUACAGAAGAGUUAAAAUAUAUUUAAAUGGAGCAGGGACUUACAGGGAUAGACAAGUAAGUCCCUUUCAUUGUCAGUUAAGGGUCCAGGUUACAAACGAGUAAUAACCGAUCAGACUGACGAGCGCCCGCGCGCAGCGCCUCCUGCAGACGCGGCCUGGCAGCCUUCAGUUAACGCUGACAGCUGUUCAACACCACCCAGCUAGGGGCGGGAAAGUCCUCCCACUUCUGCCAGAUUUUGCACACAACACAGUAGAAAGGGCACUCUUACGGCUCCCAGUCUUUUUCUCCCCUAAUCGCCUGCGAUUUUAGGGCUCUUCGGGGAGUAUGCCUGCGAGAUUUAAGAGGUUUUUUUCCUCUUUCUCUUUUGAAGAAGUGAUAGAAAGCAUUUAAAUUAGCGGCAGGGCGGUUAACACCCGCAGCCCAGGCCUCCCUACACGCCUCGUCGCUCGUCCGUGUUCACUCCAUGCCUGGCUUCGGGUAGGAGCCGCACAGCACCAACGGUCGCCGGGUCGCAACGGCUCCGAGGCGGCGCGCAGCGGGCGUUGAGUGCACGGCCUCGCCGGACCGCUCCGAGUUCAGAGGGCGCAGGGCGGGAGGCGAGGCCCAGCCGCGGGCGGCUUUUGACGAGCGGCCCUCACAGCCAAUGGGAAGCCCGGUCGACUUUCCCGCCCCUGCCAAUAGGGAGCAGGACCCGGGCCGGGGGGGCGCUUCCCGCAGGCUGCAGCUGGAUUCGAUCCUGCGCGACGGACGCGAAGGCGGGGGUGGAGGCUCGGCAGGGGCUGCGGGGAGCGGCUUAUGGGAGGAGGGAAGACCGGAAGCCACGGUCGCGUCCCCAUCCUUAGAUUCGCUCCCUCGGGCAGGAGCGGAGACGGAGGAGAAGGGAGAGGCUGAAUGUUGGCUCGGUAAUAGAGGGGAGCGGCCGCUCCGGAGCCUUGUCCCAGGGCGCCCCUCUUAGUCACUCCGGGCUCCUCAGCCGCCAGGCUCCUGGCCGUGCAGUCCCCGCGGACAGCCGGGCCGCGGAGACCCUCGCUGAAGAGGCGCUGCUGGCGGCGAGGACUGCCUGGCGGCAUCCGAGGCGCGCUCCCCACCGCCACCCCCACCCGCCUGCCCGCCGGUCCCUCCGGCCGCCGCCAUGUCCUCCUCCUCUUCCUCCCCCAGGGAGACGUACGAGGAGGACCGGGAGUACGAGAGCCAGGCCAAGCGUCUCAAGACCGAGGAGGGGGAGAUCGACUACUCGGCCGAGGAAGGCGAGAACCGCCGGGAAGCGACGCCCCGGGGCGGGGGCGAUGGCGGCGGCGGCGGCCGGAGCUUCUCCCAGCCGGAGGCAGGUGGAAGUCAUCAUAAAGUUUCUGUUUCACCCGUCGUCCAUGUUCGAGGACUCUGUGAAUCUGUGGUGGAAGCAGACCUUGUGGAAGCACUGGAAAAAUUUGGGACAAUAUGCUAUGUGAUGAUGAUGCCAUUUAAACGACAGGCUCUAGUGGAAUUUGAAAACAUAGACAGUGCCAAAGAAUGUGUGACAUUUGCUGCAGAUGAACCUGUGUACAUUGCUGGUCAACAGGCUUUUUUCAACUAUUCUACAAGCAAAAGGAUCACUCGGCCAGGAAAUACUGAUGAUCCAUCAGGAGGCAACAAAGUUCUUCUGCUCUCAAUUCAGAAUCCACUUUAUCCAAUUACAGUGGAUGUUUUAUAUACUGUAUGCAACCCUGUCGGAAAAGUGCAACGUAUUGUUAUAUUCAAGAGAAAUGGGAUACAAGCAAUGGUUGAGUUUGAAUCAGUCCUUUGUGCCCAGAAAGCUAAAGCAGCACUCAAUGGAGCCGAUAUAUAUGCUGGAUGUUGCACACUAAAAAUUGAAUAUGCACGGCCAACUCGUCUAAAUGUUAUUAGGAAUGACAAUGACAGUUGGGACUACACUAAACCAUAUUUGGGAAGACGAGAUAGAGGAAAGGGUCGCCAGAGACAAGCCAUUUUGGGAGAACACCCUUCUUCGUUUAGACAUGAUGGCUAUGGAUCCCAUGGUCCAUUAUUGCCUUUACCAAGUCGUUACAGAAUGGGCUCUCGAGAUACACCUGAGCUUGUUGCUUAUCCAUUACCACAGGCUUCUUCCUCUUACAUGCAUGGAGGAAAUCCCUCUGGUUCAGUUGUAAUGGUUAGUGGAUUACAUCAACUAAAAAUGAAUUGUUCAAGAGUCUUCAACCUAUUCUGCUUAUACGGAAAUAUUGAGAAGGUAAAAUUUAUGAAGACCAUUCCUGGUACAGCACUGGUAGAAAUGGGUGAUGAGUAUGCUGUAGAAAGAGCUGUCACACACCUUAAUAAUGUCAAAUUAUUUGGGAAAAGACUUAAUGUUUGCGUGUCUAAACAGCAUUCAGUUGUUCCAAGUCAAAUAUUUGAGCUGGAGGAUGGUACGAGUAGCUACAAAGAUUUUGCAAUGAGCAAAAAUAAUCGCUUUACAAGUGCUGGCCAAGCAUCUAAGAAUAUAAUCCAGCCACCCUCCUGUGUUUUGCAUUAUUAUAAUGUUCCAUUGUGUGUCACAGAAGAGACCUUCACAAAGUUGUGUAAUGACCAUGAAGUUCUUACCUUCAUCAAAUAUAAAGUGUUUGAUGCGAAACCUUCAGCCAAAACACUUUCUGGGCUAUUAGAAUGGGAGUGCAAAACUGAUGCAGUAGAAGCCCUUACGGCACUGAAUCACUAUCAGAUAAGAGUCCCAAGUAAGUAAAAUGCUUUAUUUGUGUCAGAAUUAUUUAGUGGGAGUUACCUUCACAGAAACAUUCACAGUAAUAUAAAAAUAAAACUUAAUAGGUUUCUUUAAAAAUACAG